This is a messenger RNA of Biomphalaria glabrata, 2219 nucleotides long. RefSeq lists its product as uncharacterized. The record is from RefSeq and is a predicted model, not a curated record. Gene Ontology annotation, biological process: regulation of neuronal synaptic plasticity; regulation of neuron migration. The transcript has 10 exons. Lineage: Eukaryota; Metazoa; Mollusca; Gastropoda; Planorbidae. Bases 375 to 1748 code for a protein of 457 amino acids. Gene Ontology annotation, cellular component: cytoplasm; nucleus.
ACACAAUCUACAUUGUCAUAUACAAAUUUCAAAGGCUUUCUAUGACCAUCUUUGAUUAAUGACUAACAAACACGUACUUCCUAAUCCGCUGGACAGUGUUUCCCAAACUGUGUUACGUGGAACCCUAGUGGUACAUGAGGCCUAACUAGCUGUUCCACAAACUACUGGAAGAAUUCACAAGUAUGUAACCACUGGAAGGAAUCUCUCUAAACAAAAAUAAUCAAAGUGUUCCGUUAAAUACUCAAAAUGUGUGAUGUGUUCCGUUAAGGAAAAUGUUUGGGAAACACUGCGUUAGGGAAAACUUGUUGAUAAGAUGGUCAGCUAAAACAGUUAUGAAGCUUCCGAAGCUGUUUCGUCUCUAAGUUACAGCCAGAAUGAAGUUCAGUGAUGUGAAUGAAGGCAAGGAGCGCCCAACAAAUCUUAGAGUCAGACUUUCUUACUGCUAUCAGCCGGCAAACGCUCACAGAAGAGCUCAAAACAUGCCGGAGACGACCGUGGCCAAAAAAAUGGCCAUCGCCUUACCCCAGGUCAUCCGAGGUUACCCUGGUCAGUUCAUGAUUAAAAGGCCAGACACUGCGGACAGCGAUGAUAACAUGGAGUCUGACCAGUGGCAGGAUUACUCUGCCACCUACAGGCACAUUCUGCCGUCCCCACGUGUCAACACUGCCAAGGACUGGCUAAACUUUUCAGACAAGGAUUACGUCAUGCCGUCGCACGUGCGGGACAUCUUGUUGUCAGAGGGCGUUGGCAGCACCACUGUGGAUUCGUGGCUCCAGAACAGAGAGGGGCGCCACAAGCGAGCACAGGCCAUGCAACAUUAUGAGUCACUUCGACCCAGAAGAGAAAGUCGAGUGAGGCCGUUGCCACCUCUUCAUAAGAACACACCACUGGUCUCACAGCACACCUCCACCAGGGUAACCUCGUAUGUGCCCUCUACUGAACCUUUAGUAUCCAGUGUAGAGACAAUAGACGCGCAGACAGUGGUUAAGAUUAACACUUCAAUACUAGAUACACAAAACUUGUCAGGUUCAACUCAUGAAGAAGUCACAAGUCAGUCACCUCAACUACAACAAUUACGUGAGCCUGACCAGAAGUGGCUGACAGAACAAAAUCAGGAGCGACAACUUAUGCAGGGCACAACAAGACCCAGACUCGUGAUUAUUUCAUCGAAAGUGUCAAGAUGUAUUUCCAUGACAAGGGCUGUGAAAAAAGACGGACAUGUUCUAUUUGUAGUCUAUGAUUUCGAGACGUGGAGUUUUAAUGAAAUUAUAAGUGAAUGCCAGUUCAAACUAGAUGACUACAUGCGAGGAUGCAGGGCGCAAUCGAUCCUCAUCUUUUGUAAUGGGGGACCAGGCUAUAUGUAUUUAUUGAAACAUUAUGUAUUGACUUCACAGAAGAUCUUUCAGCCACAAUACCACAGAGCCAGAGAAUUCUGGCAUUGUCUGGGACAGCUCAUAAGUAAACUUACGCCAGAAAGUGCGUGCAUCCAUGUGAUUGGUUGUCAAUUGCAAGGAACAAAGCAAGCAGAACUGUUGAAAACUUGUCUGGAUCAAGUCAUAGAACCAAACAGAGUGAAGAUUGAAUCUAUCAGUGAAGAUGAUGCUGACGGUAGAACUAAGAUUGGCUUCUACUUCAACUAUAGAAAGUAUCUGCUGUGGCGUUGUAAGUCUGAUGUCACACAGCCAGCUGUAAACAAGUACUUCAUCUACAACAGUUUGGACCCGGGCAGUGAGGACACACUGGAGUGACAAGAAAACUAACAAAGUACACAACUGAACAACGAGAUAACAAACAAACAACAACAACAACAAUACCAUACAUAUAUAUAUAUAUAUAUGUGCGAUUCAUAACUCUCCGUUCUUAAAACUAAAAACAAAACGCACCUAAGAGAAUGAACAUCGUGUUAUUUGCACCGUUCAAAUCUCCUGGCCUGACCGUUUAAACGGCUAUUUCAUACGAUCUUGGUGUAACCUUUAGCAUCAGACGUAGUAUGUCACUGUUUUAUAUCAAAACCUGUUGUCCUUCAUUGGAAAUGACGAAUCAACAUUGGUAUCAACACGAUGGUACCCCGCCUCAUUUCAUUGUUUCAGCACGACUAUGGCUUGAUCAACAUUUUUCACAGCGUUGUAUCGGUCGAGGAAGACUAUGGGAUAGCCACAUCUUCACCCCUCACAAUAUUGUGUUUUUUUUUGUUGUUUUUUUUUAGACGGAGACUUCAG